Molecule: messenger RNA, 13962 nt
Organism: Coregonus sp. 'balchen'
Lineage: Eukaryota; Metazoa; Chordata; Actinopteri; Salmoniformes; Salmonidae
Source: the annotation of a GenBank genome assembly
CCCUCCCCUCCUCCACAGUGGAUAGCCCUGGCCUCUCUGUUCUUCAUCCUGGUGUCCAUCUCCACCUUCUGCCUGGAGACCCACGAGUUCUUCAACCCCAUCGUGAACCGCACCGAGCUGGAGCUGGUGGAUAACGUGACGGUGGAGCAUGUCUACCAGGAGACGGAGACGGUGGUCUACCUCACCUACAUCGAGGGCGUCUGCGUGGUCUGGUUUACCUUUGAGUUCAUGAUGCGAGUCAUAUUCUGUCCGGACAAGAUGGAGUUCAUGAAGAAAGCUCUCAACGUUAUCGACUUCGUGGCUAUCUUGCCGUUCUACCUGGAGGUCGGGCUGAGCGGGCUUUCGUCUAAAGCGGCUAAGGAUGUUCUGGGGUUCCUGAGGGUGGUGAGGUUUGUCAGGAUCCUGCGUAUCUUCAAGCUGACCCGUCACUUCGUGGGCCUGAGGGUUCUGGGUCACACGUUACGAGCUAGCACCAAUGAGUUCCUCCUCCUCAUCAUCUUCCUCGCCCUGGGAGUCCUCAUCUUCGCCACGAUGAUCUACUACGCCGAACGGAUGGGAGCAGACCCGACCGACCCGCGCGCCAGCGAGCACACGCACUUCAAGAACAUCCCCAUCGGAUUCUGGUGGGCUGUUGUUACCAUGACGACCCUUGGCUACGGCGACAUGUACCCCCAGACGUGGUCGGGCAUGCUGGUCGGCGCACUGUGCGCCCUGUCGGGUGUACUGACCAUCGCCAUGCCCGUCCCCGUGAUCGUCAACAACUUUGGAAUGUAUUACUCCCUGGCCAUGGCGAAGCAGAAGCUACCAAAGAAGAAGAACAAGCAUAUCCCCCGAGCACCCCAACCGGGAUCACCCAACUACUGUAAGUCCAGCAUCAACUCUCCUCCAACGCCCCAUAAAGCACCGCUCCUUCCUGAAAGCCCGAACUUAGUCCACCCCGUUUUGGCUCUGGCUCAAAACAUGGCUCUGACACACGACGACGUCUUCGAAGUAAAGUUUCCAGGUAAGAAACCAUGAUAGAUGUGUUUGUAAACUGUAAACUAAAGGCUGACAGUCUGUCUUAUAGAGUUACCGUUGUAUCUCUUUUUCUGUCCACUUCCUUUCUUCUCUGUUCUCCUGCAACUCCAUCGUUCUCACUGUUUAGUCUGUAGACGCCCUCCCCUCAUCCUACCAGUGUCUCAAUCAUGUGACUCAGCCACAUCCGAUUAAACAAAUGAAAUCUCUCAUUCAAGGAUCAAUAAGCUCUAUGACUUAACAGAAUGAUACUCUUGAGAAAGGGAGAAAAGAGGGAGAUUGAGUGUGACCAUGAGUAAUCCCCCUAUUGAUUCUCUCAGUCCUCCUGGCCCUAAUGGCACCCUUUUCCCUAUAGUCCUAUGGGCCCUGGUCAGAAUCAGUGCACUAUGUAGGGAAUAGGGUGGAGUUUGGGACGAAUAGACAACUCCCGAGUGGCGCAGUGGUCUAAGGCACUGCAUCGCAGAGCAAGCUGUGCCACUAGAGAUCCUGGCUCGAAUCCAGGCUCUGUCGCAGCCGGCCGCGACCGGGAGACCCAUGGGGCGGCGCACAAUUGGUCCAGCGUCGUCCAGGGUAGGGGAGGGAAUGGCCGGCAGGGAUGUGGGUUCAUUUCCCAUGGGGGGCCAGUAUGAAAAAACCCCCCGAAACAAACAAAAAAACAUGUAUGCACUCACUAACUGUAAGUCGCUCUGGAUAAGAGCGUCUGCUAAAUGACUAAAAUGUAAAUAGGGUGCAGUUUGGGACGCAGCCAAUGACUCACUGCCGCCUUCCUGGCACUCACACAACCUGUCUGGCAUCUGCAUCAGUGUCACACACACCCCUAUAGAUCUGUCACGGGUGAUUAUGUAAAGUCAUGAUUAUGUAAUGAAAAUGCAUAGAUUUGUAAGGCUUAUGUAAAGAUAUGUAAGGGAUUCCAUAAACUAAAGUUCUGGUACAAAGUUAAUGAUUGUUACCAUGUAAUCAUUUGGCAUCGAUAACAACAAUGUUGUUACUGUAGGAAAUUACAGAGGUUCCUGGAUAGCUACCGUUCUGUAGGUUUUACUCCAACCCUGUUCCUGGAGAGCUACCGUUCUGUAGGUUUUACUCCAACCCUGUUCCUGGAGAGCUACCAUUCUGUAGGUUUUACUCCAACCCUGUUCCUGGAGAGCUACCGUUCUGUAGGUUUUACUCCAACCCUGUUCCUGGAGAGCUACCAUUCUGUAGGUUUUACUCCAACCCUGUUCCUGGAGAGCUACCGUUCUGUAGGUUUUACUCCAACCCUGUUCCUGGAGCGCUACCGUUCUGUAGGUUUUACCCCAACCCUGUUCCUGGAGAGCUACCCUCCUGUAGGUUUUACCCCAACCCUGUUCCUGGAUAGCUACCGUCCUGUAGGUUUUCACUCCAACCCUGUUCCUGGAGAGCUACCCUCCUGUAGGUUUUACUCCAACCCUGUUCCUGGAGAGCUACCCUCCUGUAGGUUUUACCCCAACCCUGUUCCUGGAGAGCUACCCUCCUGUAGGUUUUACUCCAACCCUGUUCCUGGAGAGCUACCCUCCUGUAGGUUUUACCCCAACCCUGUUCCUGGAGAGCUACCGUUCUGUAGGUUUUCACUCCAACCCUGUUCCUGGAGAGCUACCCUCCUGUAGGUUUUACUCCAACCCUGUUCCUGGAGAGCUACCCUCCUGUAGGUUUUACCCCAACCCUGUUCCUGGAGAGCUACCGUUCUGUAGGUUUUAACUCCAACCUUAAUCCAUCACACCCGAUUCUGAUAAUUAGCUGGUUGAUAAACUGAAUAAGGUUAGUUACAACUGGGGUUGGAUUGAAAACCUACAGGAGAGUAUCUCUCCAGGAACAGGGUUGGACAGCCCUGUCUUAGAGGUGUUGUUGAGAAAUGUACUGGACACUAUACUUAGUAACUGUAUGACACAUUAGUGCUGACCAUUGAUUACAUUCACAGGCUACUACUGAGGUACUAGGCUGCUACUGAGGUACUAGGCUGCUACUGAGGUACUAGGCUACUACUGAGGUACUAGGCUGUUUCUGAGGUACUAGGCUACUACUGAGGUACUAGGCUGCUACUGAGGUACUAGGCUGCUACUGAGGUACUAGGCUGCUACUGAGGUACUGGAGGUACUAGGCUGCUACUGAGGUACUAGGCUGUUUCUGAGGUACUAGGCUACUACUGAGGUACUAGGCUGCUACUGAGGUACUAGGCUGCUACUGAGGUACUAGGCUGCUACUGAGGUACUAGGCUGCUACAGACGAAAUAGGCUGCUACUGAGGUACUAGGCUGUUACAGGUACUAGGCUGCUACUGAGGUACUAGGCUGCUACUGAGGUACUAGGCUGCUACUGAGGUACUAGGCUGCUACUGAGGUACUAGGCUACUACUGAGGUACUAGGCUGCUACUGAGGUACUAGGCUGCUACUGAGGUACUGGGCUGCUACUGAGGUACUGGGCUGCUACUGAGGUACUAGGCUGCUACUGAGGUACUAGGUUACUACUGAGGUACUAGGUUACUACUGAGGUACUAGGCUGCUACUGAGGUACUAGGCUGCUACUGAGGUACUAGGCUGCUACUGAGGUACUAGGCUGCUAGAGGUACUAGGCUACUACUGAGGUACUAGGCUACUACUGAGGUACUAGGCUGUUUCUGAGGUACUAGGCUGCUACUGAGGUCUAGGCUGCUACUGAGGUACUAGGCUGCUACUGAGGUACUAGGCUGUUUCUGAGGUACUAGGUUGCUACUGAGGUACUAGGCUGCUACUGAGGUACUAGGCUACUACUGAGGUACUAGGCUGUUUCUGAGGUACUAGGCUACUACUGAGGUACUAGGCUGUUAGAGGUACUAGGCUGUUAGAGGUACUAGGCUGUUACUGAGGUACUAGGCUGUUACAGGUACUAGGUUACUACUGAGGUACUAGGCUACUACUGAGGUACUAGGCUGUUUCUGAGGUACUAGGCUGCUACUGAGGUACUAGGCUGCUACUGAGGUACUAGGCUGCUACUGAGGUACUAGGCUGCUACUGAGGUACUAGGUUACUACUGAGGUACUAGGCUGUUACUGAGGUACUAGGCUGUUAGAGGUACUAGGCUGUUAGAGGUACUAGGCUGUUACUGAGGUACUAGGCUGUUACAGGUACUAGGUUACUACUGAGGUACUAGGCUACUACUGAGGUACUAGGCUACUACUGAGGUACUAGGCUGCUACUGAGGUACUAGGCUGCUACUGAGGUACUAGGCUGCUACUGAGGUACUAGGCUGCUACUGAGGUACUAGGCUGCUACAGACGAAAUAGGCUGCUACUGAGGUACUAGGCUGCUACUGAGGUACUAGGCUGCUACUGAGGUACUAGGCUACUACUGAGGUCCUAGGCUACUACUGAGGUACUAGGUUGCUUGAGGUACUAGGCUGCUACUGAGGUACUAGGCUGCUACUGAGGUACUAGGCUGCUACUGAGGUACUAGGCUGCUACUGAGGUACUAGGCUGCUACUGAGGUACUAGGCUGCUACUGAGGUACUAGGCUGCUACUGAGGUACUAGGCUGCUACUGAGGUACUAGGCUACUACUGAGGUACUAGGCUGCUACUGAGGUACUAGGCUACUACUGAGGUACUAGGCUGCUAGAGGUACUAGGCUACUACUGAGGUACUGGGCUGCUACUGAGGUACUAGGCUGCUACUGAGGUACUAGGCUACUACUGAGGUACUAGGCUGCUACUGAGGUACUAGGCUGCUACUGAGGUACUAGGCUGCUACUGAGGUACUAGGUUACUACUUGUCAAGAGGGUUGAUGUUUUAGGCUAACAUAUUUUUUUCACAUUGACACUAUCCCACGUACCAUACUAAAAUACCAUCCAUACACCCACCACUACACCCACUAACCAUCUGAGUCCAUGCACCAUCACGCACCAAUACUACUGUACACACUGUAGUAUCCUAAUGCUUCAGAUCCUACUGUUGACUGUCGAAAUCAGCGAUAUUAUAAUUCAUUUAGUCAGUAAUAUUUGAUUUGAAGCAUGCUAGGAUAUGUGCAGUACAGAAUGUAGCACUUGACAUAAAGCUAUUGUACCCCAUCUUCUAAGAUUUUCAAAGUGGGAUAAUUAAACUGGCAAAGUAGUGGUUUGUUACUAAACCUCAUGAUUAAACUUUAGCCAGAGCUCAGCACCGAUUGAAGGGAGGUUAGCUUCCCAGGGAAUACAUCAAGUUGUAUUGAAUUGGAUGCCCAUAUCUCUACUUUCAUCUUCUCUAGUCUUUUGUUUGGCAGUUGGACAAGCAGCAUUUCAAAUGCUUUUUUUGAUCAGUGUUUGAUUGUGUUGUCUGGAUCUCCCAGAGAGAUUUUCUAAAUUUAAAUAAUAAUAAUAAUGUUCUUAUAGGUGUUCUAAUUAUAUUUCUGUUGAAUCUCUUGUGUCUGUCUGUCUGAAGAUUCCAAGCUGAAUGGGGAGGCGGCCAACGCAGCACUAGCCAAUGAGGACUGUCCUCAUAUAGACCAGGCCAUCUCGCCAGAGGAGAUCUUCAGCCCCAGUGAGAGAGAACGGCCUUGUUGUCUCGUCACCACAGCUGCAGAACGACCCAACCACACAGGGGGAAGAGUCAGGAGGGGUACGUACACCUACAGUAACAGCCAAACACAGCCCAACCACACAGGGGGAGGAGGGAGGAGAGUUACGUACUGUAACAGCCAAACACAGGCCACUAUCAAACGUGUUGCGUUCCCUACGACUUGAUUAUUCACAACCACAGACACAACGUCAACCUGUGGUCUGACACACACAGACCGCAGGUUGACGUUUAUUGUCAUGAGUCUUGUCCUGGAGCCAGAACUGAGCGAUUUCCCCUUAGAUUGGCCAGCUGCAAAGUUAAAAUUGGCUAUUUUGUAAAAAUGUAUGAAAACAAAAAUGUGCUUUUUUUGGUCUUAAUUUAAAUAAAUAAAAAUCUACUUCAUUCAUCUCCAGCACCAUCCCAACAUCAACAAAUGUGAAAAUGGCGCGUUUCUAAGUUUUUGUAGUAAAUAAUAUAGUGUUUCCAAUGACAUCAUCAACCAAUUAGUAGGCAAUUAGUAGGCAAUUAGUAGGCAAUGCCCACUCACAAUUGGUUAAAAUCACACGAUGCACACAGAUGAUGUCAUCGGUAACACUUAUCUUCCUCUUAUCUUUUUUUUACUACAAAACAGAAUUUUUUUUCACACACGUUGAUGUUGGGGUGGUGCUGGAAAUGAUGAAUAUGAAGCUGAACAUUUUUUUUUUAAUUUCCCUUUAAAGGUUAGGGUUGGGCAUUAGGUUUAGCAGUGUGGUUAAGGGGUAGGGUUAAAAUCUGAUUUUACUAGCUAGUAAUUCAGCAGAGCUGCCUCCAGAACAAGUUACAUGAUGAAAAACGCUAACCUGACACACAGACGCACGUGCAUGUACACACACACACACACACACACACACACACACACAACCACCUCUGUAGCUCAAUUUGUAGAGCUUUGCGCUUGUAACGCCACCCAUACGUAAAAAUGUAUGCGCACAUGACUGUAAGUCGCUUUGGAUAAAAGCGUCUGCUAAAUGGCUUAUUAUUAUUAUUAUUACACACACACACACACACACACACACACACACAGGGCUUGGCAAUAUACAGCUGCGGAAAAAAUUUAAGAGACCACUGCAAAAUUAUCCGUUUCUCUGGUUUUACUAUUUAUAGGUAUGUGUUUGGGGAAAAAUAACAUUUUUGGUUUAUUCAAUAAUCUACUGACAACAUUUCUCCCAAAUAAAAAUAUUGUCAUUUAGAGCAUUUAUUUGCAGAAAAUGACAACUGGUCAAAAUAACAAAAUAUGCAGUUUUUGUCAGACCUCGAAUAAUGCAAAGAAAAUAAGUUAUGUUCAUUUUUUAAACAACACAAUAGUAAUGUUUUAACUUAGGAAGAGUUCAGAAAUCAAUAUUUGGUGGAAUAACCCUGAUUUUCAAACAGAGCUUUCAUGCGUCUUGGCAUGCUCUCCACCAGUCUUUCACGUUGAUGUUGGAUGACUUUAUGCCACUCCUGGCGCAAAAAUUCAGAUCCUACUGUUGCUUUGUUUGAUGGCUUGUGACCAUCCAUCUUCCUCUUGAUCACAUUCCAGAAGUUUUCAAUGGGGUUCAGGUCUGGAGAUUGGGCUGGCCAUGACAGGGUCUUGAUCUGGUGGUCCUCCAUCCACACCUUGAUUGACCUGGCUGUGUGGCAUGGCGCAUUGUCCUGCUGGAAAAACCAAUCUUCAGAGUUGGGGAACAAUGUCAGAGCAAAAGGAAGCAAGUUUUCUUCCAGGACAACCUUGUAUGUGGCUUGAUUCAUGCGUCCUUCACAAAGACAAAUCUGCCCGAUUCCAGCCUUGCUGAAGCACCCCCAGAUCAUCACCGAUCCUCCACCAAAUUUCACAGUGGGUGCGAGACACUGUGGCUUGUAGGCCUCUCCAGGUCUCUGUCUAACCAUUAGACGACCAGGUGUUGGGCAAAGCUGAAAAUUGGACUCAUCAGAGAAGAUUACCUUACUCCUCUACGGUCCAAUCCUUAUGGUCUUUUGCAAACCUCAGCCUGGCUCUUCUUUGCUUCUCAUUGAUGAAGGGCUUUUUUCUAGCUUUGCACGACUUCAGCCCUGCCCCUAGGAGCCUGUUUCGAACCAUCCUCGCCGUGCACUUCACUCCAGCUGCCGUUCGCCAUUCUUUUUGUAGGUCACUUGAUGUCAUCCUACAGUUGUUGAGUGACAUUCGAAUGAGUUGGCGGUCAUCCCGGUCAGUAGAGUUGUUUUCGCCCUCUGCCGGUCUGUAGCUUUGUUGUCCCCAAUGUCUGCUGCUUGACCUUGUUCUUAUGAACCGCCGUCUUUGACAUUUUAAGGAUGGAAGCAACCUGACGCUCACUGUAUCCCUCUGCCAGUAAAGCCAGAAUUGACCCCUUCUUUUCCUCACUCAAAACUUUCCUUUUCAACUCUUUUGGCAUGGUCAAUAGUUAUUUUUUGAUUCAUAUUACUUUUGAGGUACUAUUAGCACUGUUUUUGCCAUCCAGCUGGUGCUAUUGCAAGAGGAUAGUGAUGACCACAGCAGUGGUUUUUAUACUUUUCCUCGUUAAAUAAGAUUUGGUUCAGGUGAUCACCUAAUCAGUACCUAAUUCAGUAGAAUGAGGUGUGCCUGUGUUGGAAUUCAACAGACACUGGAAUGGAAUGGCUAUCAUACAUGUAGAGAUGCUGAUUUAAGAAAAAUUUGCAGUGGUCUCUUAAUUUUUUUCCACAGCUGUAUAUAACGAUAUUUUCAUACAGUGCUAAAUUAAAUGAAAAGUUGUACAAAUUGUUGUACUUCACUGUCAGCUUUGUCCUAGUUUGGUUGAGGAGAAAACUAUCAGAAUUUAGAAAGAUAUUAAAACUACUUAGAACUCAUUUGUUGCCCUAUAAGGGUCAUGCACUACUCAUAAAACAUAUUCCAAACUUUUAUUAUUCCGAAACAUAAAAUACCACCACACUGUCCAAAAUGAGAAAAAUAUUGGGAUAUUAUGUUUUGGCGAUAUCACCCAGCCCUACACCCGCACCCACCCAACCACGCACACACACCCACCCACACAUACCCACCCACCCACACACACCCACCCACACCCACCUGCAUUCUGGGAAGUCCCAGGGUCUCGUUCUCAAGGGUUCCCUGAUCACAGUAAAACAACAAUCAAAAUACAAUGUGAAACAAAACAACAAUCAAAAUACAAUGUGAAACAAAACAACAAUCAAAAUACAAUGUGAAACAAAACAACAAUCAAAUACAAUGUGAAACAAAACAACAAUCAAAAUACAAUGUGAAACAAAACAACAAUCAAAAUACAAUGUGAAACAAAACAACAAUCAAAAUACAAUGUGAAACAAAACAACAAUCAAAAUACAGCCCAACACAAAAUGUAAGAAAAGCAGUUAAAUUCCUCAGCCACGAGGUCCUCAGCCACGAGGUCCUCAACUACUAGGUCCUCAGCCACUUGGUUCUCAGCCACGAGGUCCUCAGCCACUUGGUUCUCAGCUACGGGUUCCUCAGCCACGAGGUCCUCAGCCACGAGGUCCUCAGCCACGAGGUCCUCAGCCACGAGGUCCUCAGCCACUAGGUCCUCAGCCACUAGGUCCUCAGCCACUAGGUCCUCGGCCACUAGAUCCUCAGCCACGAGGUCCUCAGCCAAUACGUCCUCAACUACGAGGUCCUCAGCCACUAGUCCUCAACUACGAGGUCCUCAGCCACUAGUCCUCAGCCACUAGGUUCUCAGCCACGAGGUCCUCAGCCAUGAGGUCCUCAGCCACGAGGUCCUCAGCCACUAGUCCUCAACUACGAGGUCCUCAGCCACUAGUCCUCAGCCACUAGUCCUCAGCCACUAGGUCCUCAGCCACUAGUCCUCAGCCACGAGGUCCUCAGCCACGAGGUCCUCAGCCACUAGUCUUCAACUACGAGGUCCUCAGCCACUAGGUCCUCAACUACUAGUCUCUCAGCCACUAGUCCUCAGCCACUAGGUCCUCAGCCACGAGGUCCUCAGCCACGAGGUCCUCAGCCACGAGGUCCUCAGCCACAAGGGACUCAACCAACUCUUUAAACUGCCAGAGCGGCACCACAACAUCCAACUGUAAUGAGUUUUGUAAAUUGUUCCAGCAAAUCUCCAUUCUGGUUUGACCUCCUUUUAUAGAUCUGCAUUCUGGUUAGACGUCUCACUCCUAACAAUAGAUAGCAGUCACUUUACAAAGGUUUUGUCUUACUUUUGACCAACGUCUUUUUUUAAAGGCUUUGUAGAUUGAACUUGUACUUCCUGUAGCUCUGGAGACGAGGACUCUGACCUCCUUAGAACAUAACGGGUAAUUGAAGACGCACUCCAGCUAUGUUUUUACUUUUCCCGUUGAAAAGCGAUAUCCCAGUAUAAAUAUAGUAAUGUACACACACUUAAGCGUAAAAAAUAAUGUUUUGAGCUUAACACAUUUUGGGGGGGACUCUAUUGCGAAAGCCAGGGACUUCUAAAAAAUACUUUGGCAAAAACCGAUGGUCAGGACAUUACUGGGCAUUAUUGAAUAGCCCAUGAGGCCAUCAGAUUGAGUUUUGUAUCCAAAUAAUAUAAUAAUAAUAUAAUAUGCCAUUUAGCAGACGCUUUUAUCCAAAGCGACUUACAGUCAUGCGUGCAUACAUUUUUGUGUAUUUGUGGUCCCGGGGAUCGAACCCACUACCUUGGCGUUACAAGCGCCGUGCUCUACCAGCUGAGCUACAGAGGACACAAAUGGCACCAUAUUCUCUUUAUAGUGUAUUACUUUUGAUCAGGGCCCAUUUUGUCCUAUAUAUAUAUAUAUUUUUUUUUAACCCCAGCCCCUGUCCCCGCAGGAGGCCUUCUGCCUUUUGGUAGGCCGUCACUGUAAAUAAGAAUUUGUUCUUAACUGACUUGCCUAGUUAAAUAAAGGUUACAUAAAAAAUAAAAUGUAUAUAAUAGACCAAUCAGACGGGAAGAUUCCCUUAGGCAGGCCUGAAGGUGUAAUGGUUGGUUUAAUGUCUUAUAAUCCUGACAUUGGAUAGAAUAAAGCACUUUUAUUUGAACGUGAUCCUUUUGGAAGUUGCGUUGCAGCUAUGAUGUAGAGCCUAACUAUCUUGGUGGACAGGCUUUCAUGAAAAAGAGUCAACAUUGUACAGUAUAUACUUGCAGUUAUAUCUCAGGAGAGCACCAGGAUACAUAUAGCUGUAGGGAUAUAGAACCAUCAACACCUCAAUCAGCCGUUUCAAUUUUGCAAAACAAACAUCUUAAAAUAUUACGUUAAAACCUCCAGAUCAACAUGCUCUCUUAAACACUGACAAACAGUAUUAUAUAAUAUCCUAUAGUUCACACUGACAAACAGUAUUAUAUAAUAUCCUAUAGUUCACACUGACAAACAGUAUUAUAUAAUAUCCUAUAGUUCACACUGACAAACAGUAUUAUAUAAUAUCCUAUAGUUCACACUGACAAACAGUAUUAUAUAAUAUCCUAUAGUUCACACUGACGGAAACAGUAUUAUAUAAUAUCCUAUAGUUCACACUGACGGAAACAGUAUUAUAUAAUAUCCUAUAGUUCACACUGACGGAAACAGUAUUAUAUAAUAUCCUAUAGUUCACACUGACGGAAACAGUAUUGUAUAAUAUCCUAUAAUUCACACUGACGGAAACAGUAUCGUAUAAUAUCCUAUAGUUCACACUGACUGAAGCUUAAACUCAAGCACAAUCACCAUAUCUUAUCUUCUCUAGAAGAAGCCCAAUCCCUCUAUAUGUUUUUAUAUAUAUAUAUAUAUAUAUAUAUAUAUAUAUAUAUAUAUCAUACAUAAUGUAGCUACCAUAUUUUACACAAGACAACCAAUUGUAUAAUUUUUCUAUGAAAUAAAAUGUGCUUGUGAAGAAAGUGUUGAUGUAUGUUUUGUUUGUGUUUUACUGGCCUGUAUCAUGUAUGUUUGUGUUUUACUGGCCUGUAUCAUGUCUGUUUGUGUUUUACUGGCCUGUAUCAUGAAUGUUUGUUCUACUAAUGAUAAUCAUGUUGACUAUGAAUCAGCUUGUCAUUAUGGCGCAUGCCCUGUCUAGCUGAUGGGUGUUAUUAGUGUGGUGAUGGUGGAGCAAACACAAAAGGAGUACAGGGUUAUGAGGUUACUCAAGAACAACAUUUAAAUAAUACCAACUGAUUUAUAUAUUUAUAUAUUUUUUAAUUUAACCUUCUAUUUAACCAGAUUUGCAAUGACAACCUGAAAUUGUAGCAUUUAUUUGAUAUUGCAUGACUACGCCAACUCUAAUCCAGACUAUUUUAACUGGUAUCUAAAAGCCAUUGUGCUAUUGGGGUUAGAUCCAACAGUGACCUAACACAUCUCCUAUUGCCAUCGAUGCAUCAUUUAUGCAAACCUCAAAUUAGGAGAUUCAUCUCUUGGCUUUUAGUAAAUAUAGAUCUAGUGAAAUUGGAACACAAGACGAAAUCCCAAAGUAUACAGGGAGAGUAAUAAUAUACUGUAGCAGACUGCCAACAUAUUCUCCAAUAUACUGUAGCAGACUGCCAACAUAUUCUCCAAUAUACUGCAGCAGACUGCCAACAUAUUCUCCAAUAUACUGUAGCAGACUGCCAACAUAUUCUCCAAUAUACUGUAGCAGACUGCCAACAUAUUCUCCAAUAUACUGUAGCAGACUGCCAACAUAUUCUCCAAUAUACUGUAGCAGACUGCCAACAUAUUCUCCAAUAUACUGCAGCAGACUGCCAACAUAUUCUCCAAUAUACUGUAGCAGACUGCCAACAUAUUCUCCAAUAUACUGUAGCAGACUGCCAACAUAUUCUCCAAUAUACUGUAGCAGACUGCCAACAUAUUCUCCAAUAUACUGUAGCAGACUGCCAACAUAUUCUCCAAUAUACUGUAGCAGACUGCCAACAUAUUCUCCAAUAUACUGUAGCAGACUGCCAACAUAUUCUCCAAUAUACUGCAGCAGACUGCCAACAUAUUCUCCAAUAUACUGUAGCAGACUGCCAACAUAUUCUCCAAUAUACUGCAGCAGACUGCCAACAUAUUCUCCAAUAUACUGUAGCAGACUGCCAACAUAUUCUCCAAUAUACUGCAGCAGACUGCCAACAUAUUCUCCAAUAUACUGCAGCAGACUGCCAACAUAUUCUCCAAUAUACUGCAGCAGACUGCCAACAUAUUCUCCAAUAUACUGCAGCAGACUGCCAACAUAUUCUCCAAUAUACUGCAGCAGACUGCCAACAUAUUCUCCAAUAUACUGUAGCAGACUGCCAACAUAUUCUCCAAUAUACUGUAGCAGACUGCCAACAUAUUCUCCAAUAUACUGUAGCAGACUGCCAACAUAUUCUCCAAUAUACUGUAGCAGACUGCCAACAUAUUCUCCAAUAUACUGUAGCAGACUGCCAACAUAUUCUCCAAUAUACUGUAGCAGACUGCCAACAUAUUCUCCAAUAUACUGCAGCAGACUGCCAACAUAGUAUACCCCACUCAGGUGGCGUAGUUGUCUGUCAACAUGUGUUGUCUGCUCUUCUAAACCAUUCCAGUACCACCCUUUGCAUGCAUGCCGUUGAACUAGCUACUGCUUCAUCUGAUGCAUACAGGUACUACUGACACAGUCAAUGCAUACAGGUACUACUGACAGUCAAUGCAUGGACAAUAAUGCUGUUGUUGACCUCACUGGCUGACUGACUGAAAUCUGUUGACUUUUGUGUUUGGAGGAAAACAAAAAGAAGAAAGCAACAGGUUGUAAGAAAUAAAGAGAAACAUUCAUAUUGGCUUGUACUGUACUCAAAACACUGCAAUGUACUGUACUCAAAACACUGCAAUGUACUGUACUCAAAACACUGCAAUAUACUGUACUCAAAACACUGCAAUGUACUGUACUAAAAACACUGCAAUGUACUGUACUCAAAACACUGCAAUGUAUUGUGCUCAAAACACUGCAAUGCACUGUGCUCAAAACACUGCAAUGUACUGUACGCAAAACACUGCAAUGUACUGUACUCAAAACACUGCAAUGUAUUGUACGCAAAACACUGCAAUGUACUGUACUCAAAACACUGCAAUGUACUGUACUCAACUUUCAGUGCACUAUACUCAAAACACUGCACUGUACUGUACUCAAAACACUCUCUGUUUUCCAACUGAAGGUUAUGACAAGCCUUGGAGCGCCCUAAACAGCAUGUCUGGCAUGAGCGUGAGCGGCCUGGGCGGCCAUGACACCUCUGGAGUGUCGUCCUCCUGCGUUUCCGCCCUGCCCUGCAGUCCAUCCUGUCUCAUCCAGCACUCACACUCCCCCAUCCCAUCCAUUCUCUGAACUCUAGCAUGGUUCACUAGGAGACUUUGGCCCUGUCCACACUCAACCCCUAGCGGUAGCCACUACCUGCUAAACACUUGUGGAGAUCUGAUUGGAUAGGUGUAGGCAAUAUGGUGAUAGCUCCACCUGGCCUAUCAGAGGGCAAGGUGGAGUUCUCACCAUAUAUUAUUGCUUAAUUAAGCCUCUCCAAUC